AUGCUGAGCUUCUUGCACUUGCCCCAUCGCUCAUCUAACACCGAGUCCAGCUGUCCAACUUCGAAUAUGCGCUACGCAAAAAUUGUGAACGAGCUUGUUGAAUUGCUCAACAAAUCGUUUCCUUACGCUUCGGGAAUGGAGGCCCUUGAACAAGCCAUCCAGUCUGCUCGUGCUCACAAAAUCCCUGAGAUGGACAGUUACGGUCUUAUAUCUGCCGCGGGAUUUUUGAACUUCGCAACCUGGCUGGUUGAUGGAUGGAUUCCCACCGAGUCAGCUAAGGGACGGGAUAUCUACUAUGUCCUGUGCAUCUUCUAUUUUGUAUUUGAUCAAGUACCGCUCAAGGACUGCCAAACCGCGAUUAGGCCUGAAAACGUGGGAAAGGAUCUGUCGGAGCUCUCCCAGUGGAUAGUGGAUUUCGCCCAAGAAGUCGGGAAUCACAUGAACAGACCAGAGUCUCUGAACGAAGCAUCACUCACGACCUUUUGGAACGCUCCGAGUUUCCACCUAUCCGAGGCUGACGAAUCUAAAACCGAGGGGGGGAAAUGGAGGAACUUCAACGACUUCUUCUCUCGUCAUCUCAAAGAUGGCGCCCGGCCUAUUGACGGGGAAGGCGACGACGGGAUCGCUGUAUUUCCAGCGGACUCAACCUUUUCUGGGUAUUGGGAGAUCACGGAUGAUUCAAUGGUAGAGCUGAAAGGUCUACCUUGGCAUAUUGGGGAUCUCCUGGGUCCAUACAAAUCCGAAUACGGGGACUCUUUCAAGGGCGGUAUCUGGCUACAUUCCUUCUUAAACACGUUCGACUAUCAUCGCCAACAUGCUCCGGUGGGCGGUACAAUCAAGGUAAUUGACGUUAUUCCUGGUGCGGCUUACCUGGACGUUGAGUAUCAGAAAGACACUCGUUCCCUUGUGCCAAAACGCCCCAUGCGCCCAAUCUACUCUUCGGGACCCGUUUUCAGGGGAGCUGAAGCGACCGAUAAAGAAGGAUACCAGUUUCUGCAAGCACGGGGUAUCAUCAUCAUUGAAAACGACAAGCUUGGCACGGUUGCUGUGCUGCCAAUUGGUAUGGCGCAAGUUUCUUCCGUGGUAGUCAGGGACGACCUUGAACCAGGGUCCAGCAUCAAGAAAGGCGAUGAAAUCUCGCACUUCGAGUUCGGAGGGUCGGAUAUAGUGGUGAUGUUCCAGGAGAACAAAAUUGACAUCAAGAGUCUGCCGCAGCCAUUGUCACGCAAACCGGAAGAGCGCUUACAUAGUAGUAGUAGCUCCUUCCCGGAUCAUACCUUCCUAUUUUGUGGAAGGGGUUUAUCGAAUCCCGCCCAUAUUUCCACGGCACCAAAAAAAAGGGCCCUGUGUUCAUUCUCUACCUUAUCACUUUUGCGUCCUGAGGAUAUUCAUAGACUCUAUCACAUUUAUCCAUAUACCAUGCCACCGCAAACUCGAGGGGCGCAGGAGAGCGAAUCCGUGGAAAAGGAAAGACGGAAACCUGUCCGCCGUGACCCAGAGAGGAGACGGCAACAGAACAUUCGAGCCCAGCGGAAAUACCGAGAAAAGCUGCGCGAGCGCAUGAGCCACCUGGAAGCGCUUGCAGAAGCUACUGUACAGACGCCCGCCGUUGAAAGAGUACCCGCUGCGGGCACAGGCCCAUGCAGCACACCAACUAAUCUUUUUACGGAAAGCCUCCCAGCUUAUGAUGCUUCGGACGUAUCUAUUUCUAGUGUAUCUGUGGCGACUCUGGGGGAAUGCCAACACCUUAUCCAACAACCCGAUAACACUCCCUCGGCACUAACAACCCACGUCCCACAUUCCGGUGGACCCCCAUCAACGUUGGAUGUGUGGGACCCCACCCCAUACAUCGAUCCUUCCCUGCUCGCUCUCGAUAAACCCAAUGACAGCCUUGAGCUAUACUGGACGACCACCAUCGAUUGCGGCUGCUCCAGCCCACACUACCGCGUAUGGACAGAAUGCGCAAACCCACAUGGCGAGGUCAGGAUAUUCAGAUUUGGAUCGAGUGCACCCAUAGCCGAUCCAUAUGCCAACAAUCUUCGCAUUGAUAGAGUCUGCACUGUGGCUGCACUGUAUACUCUCGUAACGCAUCUUGGAAUUGACGAGGAGGUGCUCUGUGCUGACGAAGCGCUCUCACCAUUCUUUCGGUCCACCGCGGGGUUGACGGAUGAUGUGACCAAAGCAAACAUAAUAUCCACGGUUCAGGGAGCGUUCAAGGCCUUAAAGCCGGACUUGCGGCCGAGCAGUGAGCAAAUAGCCGUCGAGCAUCAUCCAUGGAUAGAUAUUCUGCCCUUUCCGACGUUACGAAAGAACCUCAUCACCCAUCAGAAAGACAUUGACGAGGAUGACUUCUUCCACGACAUGCUGACCGGUUUGGUAUGUUGGGGAGGUGCGGGCAUCGGGAAGAGGGAUCGGCAGCUCUCCACUGGAUAUGCUUCGACGGGUACGCCAUGGGAUGUCCGUAGCUGGGAAGCAAAGGUAUGGUUUUUGAAGAAGUAUUGGAUGUUGCUUGGUGGUGAAGAUGGGGAACUUGUACGGCAGAGUGAGUGGUGGCGCAGUAUCAGGGGAGACGACUCGAUAGCCGCAUAG
Molecule: messenger RNA, 2589 nt
Organism: Aspergillus sclerotioniger CBS 115572
Lineage: Eukaryota; Fungi; Ascomycota; Eurotiomycetes; Eurotiales; Aspergillaceae
Exons: 4
Coding region: 1-2589 (862 amino acids)
Biological process (GO): phospholipid biosynthetic process; regulation of DNA-templated transcription
Molecular function (GO): phosphatidylserine decarboxylase activity; DNA-binding transcription factor activity
Source: RefSeq, a predicted model, not a curated record